Chelmon rostratus (copperband butterflyfish) is the source of this 3868-nucleotide messenger RNA. It is a transcript of the gene sgpl1, whose product is annotated as sphingosine-1-phosphate lyase 1. The record is from RefSeq and is a predicted model, not a curated record. Gene Ontology annotation, biological process: carboxylic acid metabolic process; sphingolipid catabolic process. The transcript has 14 exons. Gene Ontology annotation, molecular function: pyridoxal phosphate binding; sphinganine-1-phosphate aldolase activity. The coding region runs from base 126 to 1823 and encodes 565 amino acids. NCBI's taxonomy places the organism in Eukaryota, Metazoa, Chordata, Actinopteri, Chaetodontiformes, Chaetodontidae. Gene Ontology annotation, cellular component: endoplasmic reticulum.
CUUGCUGCUGUGUUUGAUGGUAGCAUGCAGAUGAGAGCCGAAGACUCGAAGCAGGCUGCUGGAGGUGACUUUCCUGAGUAGCAGACAAAAAAAGAGGACUUUCGGUGAGAGUUUGCCUCGACAUCAUGGAUUACUGGAGUGCCUUGGAGGUGUAUAAGGAGAUGCUGCUGCUGUACCUGGAGGAGGGCCGGCGGCAGGUCAACUCACGCUGUGCGGACUUGGAGCCCUGGCAGAUCAUCGGAGCCACCGUGGUCACCACACUGGGAGCAGUCUGGAUCAAAGGCUUCCUCUUCCAGUCAGAAAGUCUCACAUCCCGAAUCAAGAAGCAGUGCUUUCGACUCAUCAGAAAAAUACCCUUUGUUGGGGGGGCAAUUCAGAGCCAGCUCAACAAGGCUUUGGAUGACAUGUCUGCCAGUCUGUGUACUCUGAAGGAAGGAAUGAGCUACACUAAACAGCUGCCCGCAAAAGGUCUUUCUCAGAGCCAAGUGCUGGACAAAAUAAGACAGUACGAAACACUUAAUGAGGUGCAGUGGGAGAAAGGAUGUGUUUCGGGUACAGUGUACUGGGGUGAUGAAUCACUGACCAAUCUCCUGGUGAAGGUGUAUGGAGAUUUUGCAUGGAGCAACCCACUUCACCCAGACAUCUUUCCUGGCGUAAGAAAGAUGGAGGCAGAGGUUGUUCGAAUGUCUUGCACACUUUUCCACGGUGGACCGAACUCGUGUGGCACAGUUACUUCAGGGGGGACUGAGAGCAUACUGAUGGCCUGCAAAGCAUACAGAGACAUGGCUUAUGAACGUGGAGUCAAAUACCCCGAAAUCCUUGCACCUGUGAGCGUCCAUGCAGCCUUCGACAAAGCAGCACAUUACUUUGGGAUGAAGCUCGUUCACAUCCCCCUGGACAUGAAGACUAUGAAAGUAGAUGUGAAGGCUAUGAAAAGAGCCAUCAGCAAGAACACCGCCAUGCUCGUGUGCUCAGCGCCUCAGUUUCCUCAUGGAAUCAUGGAUCCAGUUGAGGAAGUAGCAAAGCUGGCUGAACGCUACAACAUCCCGCUGCAUGUGGAUGCCUGUCUGGGAGGUUUUCUCAUUGUUUUCAUGGCCAAGGCUGGCUACCCACUCGCCCCAUUUGACUUCAGGUUAAAAGGUGUUACCAGCAUCUCUGCAGACACCCACAAGUAUGGUUACGCCCCCAAAGGUUCCUCAGUGGUCCUCUACAGUGAUAAGAAGUACCGUCACUACCAGUACUUUGUAGCUCCAGACUGGCAGGGGGGGAUCUACGCCUCACCCUCUGUUGCAGGCUCCAGGCCAGGAGGAAUCAUCGCCGCCUGCUGGGCGACCAUGAUGCACAUGGGAGAGAGUGGAUACAUAGACGCCACCAAGAAGGUCAUCAGCACGGCACGCAAAAUCAAAGCAGAACUCAGCAAGAUAAAAGGUGUGUUUGUGUUUGGGAAUCCGGAGGUGUCGGUGGUGGCAAUAGGCUCAGAUGUUUUUGAUAUUUUCCGUCUGUCUAAUGCCCUCACCUCCAAGGGCUGGAAUCUGAACACACUGCAGUACCCAUCCAGCAUCCACAUUUGUUGCACAGUUCUGCACACACAUCCUGGCGUCGCUGACAAGUUUGUCAGUGAUGUCAAAGAGCAGGUUGCCGUCAUCAUGAAGAACCCCAAAGAGAAAACCACAGGAAUGGGCGCGAUCUACGGCAUGGCUCAGUCUAUCCCAGACAGAUCCAUGGUGACAGAGAUCUCCCGAGGUUUCCUGGACUGUCUCUACAGCACUGAGGUGCCCAAGUCAAACACCAGCCACAUGAACGGCAACGGCAAAGCCCACUGAAGCAGGACCGGGUCGCCUCGGCCCACCCUCACCGCAUGCAGGGAAACACGCUCGCCUCGCCCCAGAGCUCUGAGCUAAUUGUUCAACGGUUGCCUUAUCUUGCAUACCUACACCACACGGAAAACAUCUGCAAAAAUCUUUGAAGCACAAGCCAUCGUCAUUUUAAUCAGCCCAGAGGGAAAUCGCUCGUAACACUGCGCCUGAGUGGCACGGAGAAGAAAUGACUGGUUCCAAAUGUGUUUUAGUCUUUUAAUUUGAUUUUAUUAAUGUAGUGGAAGUAUGCGUGAGUUUGUCUCAUUUUAUUUGUUUUAAAAGUUCAUUUCAAUUUCAGCUUUUGUUAAAUGCACAUGUCUGUCAUCCUGUAGUCACUGAUUGCAAAGCAAAAACAGUUGUUUUUUAUUUUAUUUUUUUUCCUCAUGUUUUUUAAUGCCGGAACAUUUCAACUCGCUGCCAUCACUGCUUCACUCUCUGUGAUGACUCAGCAAAAAAAAACACAGACCACUGAAAGCUUGUCAGAAGCGCUGUGCUGCUGCCCUCUAGCAUAACACAUGACGUAGUGCUCUAAACAGGCUCUACAUGUGGAGGCCUGUCCAAGGUGUUUAGUUAUCAUUAUCAUGUAAUAGUUCUCUGGAAAAACAACAUUUUUAAUGUCAAAGCACUGCAGUGUCCUGAUAAGAACAUAUCAGGUUCAUCUGUACAUCACUUGAAACUGCUACUCUGAUGUUGUGGUAGAAGUUUGUAAGCAUGAACAUGCAUGUCCUUGUUUGUUAGCACUUCGUAGGUUAACAUUCAGUUUGUUUUUAGUCUGCAUCUACAGAGUUUGGAUGUGCAGGCAGGGGAGAAUGAUUUGGACGGUGGGAGCUUUUAAUGCCAUUCAUGUUCAAUACAAUUGUCUUUAGAUUUAAAUUGGGAGAAGCUGUAACCAGGGCAUGAAUGUUUUGAAAGCGGCUCGUGGAAUCCAAAGGGCUUCAGCUUCUUUUUUGAUUUAGUUGAUUGUUCGUCACUAUUGGAAAAGGGCUUCCACACAGUAGCCUGCUUGUAAAGUAGCACAUUUAACAUUUAAAAGACUGGACUGAAGGCUGUUUCCAACCCUGGUCUACUGUAUAUUAUCAAGAGGUAGAUGCUUAAUAUUUCCUCUGUAGUCUGCAUAUUGUCACCUGUGUACCACCUUGUUUAAUAAUUUGUCUCCUAAUUCAAUCUACCUCAGUUUCUACUCAAUGCAAAUGCCAUUUAUUCAUCCGUCGAAACGCGGUCUAACAGGGCGACCAUUUCUAGCAUAAUUACCUUCACACUGUUAGGGUAUUUGACUGCACUGUAAGUGUUCUUAAACAUACUGAUACUGAAAGGAAACAGAUUCACUGUGACGGGUUUUGAUCCACAGACUGUCAUAUUUGAGCGACUCAUUCCUGCCCUGUCUGAAUGUGGAUAUAUUUCGCUAAAUGUCCAUUCAGCAGGAUCUGUACACAUUGACUAACAGGUUGACAACUGAACAAUGGCUACUGUAACACCAUGAGGACCGUGUGUUGUUCUUUUCUUUCAUGUGCUCUCCUAAUAUUGCUUCUUGUGUAUUUCCAUGAAAUGAUUUCCAUGUUUGUGCAAUAUCUAACUUUUCCUUUUAUGAAGUUAAGCGAAUGGGGGAUGCUCUACUAUUAAUGUUUAAGAGACAAGUCAUUUGAAGCAUAGUGUAAUUUAACCAUGUGUGUGACCACUGGGUGUUUAUUAAUCACUUAAUUUGUGAGUUUGUUUUGUGACUUGUGUUUUCAACAAUUGUGUUUUUACACACUGAGCAGUUUUAAAAGAUUAGACAUGAAUGUAUUUAGGUUCUUACAUGUGUGGGGAUUUUUUUUUUUUUUCAUCUUUUAGUCAGUGCCUGGUUAAAAGACAGAGGACACAACGCCCCCGCUAGAGAUCGAAGCUUGUACCGUCAUCAUGUGUCCAUCUAUCCAUCCUUAAAUACUUUGCCCAGUGACAGGGUGUGGAAACCCAUGCCCACGCAAAAAAAAAAAAAAAACUUUUCCAACAAUGACUCAUCCUGUUUGCUUUGG